AUGCACAGAGACUUGACGCCUGUGCCGUAUGUCCAGUGUCCUGUCACAAUGCCGGCUGUCACUGGACAAUGCACCCCGACAAUCCGCAACCCACAACCCGCAACCCACAGGACCCUAUCUCCGUCUCAUCACACAUUUGGCCCAGCAGACCAACCCGAGGCCAGAAUCGACACCUGCUUCACGGCCGCAGCAAACUUUGUCGUGCAGGAUCGCGAGAUGUGA
Sporothrix schenckii 1099-18 is the source of this 222-nucleotide messenger RNA. RefSeq lists its product as uncharacterized. The transcript has a single exon. Bases 1 to 222 code for a protein of 73 amino acids. The record is from RefSeq and is a predicted model, not a curated record. NCBI's taxonomy places the organism in Eukaryota, Fungi, Ascomycota, Sordariomycetes, Ophiostomatales, Ophiostomataceae.